Molecule: messenger RNA, 1345 nt
Organism: Thlaspi arvense
Lineage: Eukaryota; Viridiplantae; Streptophyta; Magnoliopsida; Brassicales; Brassicaceae
Source: the annotation of a GenBank genome assembly
CUUAAAACUUCCGGCCUCUUUUAACUAAAUUUAAAUGGAUCUUACUUCUCUUCAAUAAAUAUUUUCCUUUUCAAUUCUCGGUUAUUUGAUUAUCUAAAAAAUGGUUGAAGGAACAUUGGCCAAGGCUUUUAGGGUUGUUGCUGCCACCGUGUUUGCAACAGCUACGGUGGUUUACGGGCAACAAGCGCCGUGUUACUUCAUCUUCGGAGACUCAACUUUCGAUAGUGGCAACAAUAAUAACUUGCAAUCCAAGGCAAAAGUCAACUUUCCACCUUACGGUAUUGACUUUCCCCAAGGCCCGACCGGGAGAUUUACUAAUGGUCGCACUAUCCCAGAUCUUAUCGGUGAACUUUUGGGUUUUAAAGAUUUUAUUCCGUCAUUCGCCGGAGCAUCACCGGAACAAGCGCACACCGGGAUGAACUACGCUUCCGGUGGAGGCGGACUUCGUGAAGAAACUAGCGAACAUUUGGGGGGUCGAAUCAGUCUAAGAAACCAAAUACUAAACCACAAGAAGGCGAUAAAGAAAGCGAAAGUGCCAACACAAAGACUGGAACAAUGUCUCUACGCAAUCAACAUAGGAAGUAACGAUUACAUCAACAACUACUUCAUGUCAGAACCGUACAACACGAGUCGUCGCUUUAGGCCUAGUCAAUAUGCAUAUUCUCUCAUCAUACUCUACCGUGCUCAGCUGAAGAGUUUGCACCGUCUAGGAGCGAGGAAGGUGGCACUUUUCAGCAUCAGUCAGAUCGGUUGCACACCAAAGAUGAUUGCCUCUCAUGGUGGCGGUAAAGGUUGCGGGAAAGAAGUGAACGAUGCAGUGGCAAUUUUUAAUAAGAACCUCUUGGACCUUGUCAACGAUUUCAACAGGAAGGUCAAAGGUGCUAAGUUCACCUACGUUGAUCUUUUCUGCGGUGGAGAUCCUUUAGGUUAUCGUCGUUUAGGAUUUAAGGUUGGAGACAAGGGUUGUUGUACAAUAGCCCCAGGGGAAGAGCUUUGCACACCGAACCAACCGGUUUGUGCAAACCGGUCUGAAUAUAUAUUUUGGGAUGAUAUUCACAGCACCGAAGCCACCAAUAUGAUAGUGGCUAAAGGCUCGUUUGAAGGAAUCUUAACUAAACCGUACAGCAUCUCCCAGCUAGUGAAGGAAUAGAGUUUAGCUUGUAUACAAUAUACAUGAAAAUGACGAAUCUUUUUUGGUACGUAGUUCUUUAACAAGGGAAAGUAAAUGUAUAUAUGUAUAUAUCUAUUUUUUUAGAUGUAAUUCUGAAUAUGCUAUGUUAUCUUCGUAUAACAUAUUGGUGAUGAUGAAUAUGGUGUUGACUCAUAAGGGAAGAACAACAUUGCA